GCCUCGCACGCAGGCGCUGGAGUACGGUACUCUUAAAUCCGGCUGUGGGCGGUGCGGCGGACAUCCGAGCACCAUGGAGGGCCAUCCCGGGCCGCAGCAUGUCAGCCCGGGCCGUGCUGAGACGCUGAGCGCGAGGAUGCUGGACGAGUUCGUGGCGCUGCACGGCCCCGCGCUGCGCUCCUCGGGCGUUCCGGAGAGGCUGUGGGGCCGCCUUCUGCACAAGCUGGAGCACGAGGUUUUCGAUGCCGGGGAGAUAUUUGGGAUAAUGCAGGUGCAGGAGGUGGAGGAGGCUGAGGACGAGGCUGCCAGGGAGGCUCAGAGGAAGCAGCCCAAUCCCGGGAGCGAGCUGUGCUACAAGGUCAUCGUGACCUGUGAGAACGGUGUCCAGGCCGAUGACCCCAACAGCAUCUUCCUCAUUGACCAUGCCUGGACAUGUCGUGUGGAGCAUGCGCGUAAACAGCUGCAGCAGGUACCUGGCCUCUUGCACCGGAUGGCCAACCUGAUGGGCAUCGAGUUCCAUGGUGAGGUGCCCAGCCCAGAGGCAGUGGGCCUGGUGCUGGAGGAGAUGUGGAAGUUCAACCAGACCUAUCAGCUGGCCCAUGGGACAGCUGAAGAGAAGGUGCCGGUGUGGUACAUCAUGGAUGAAUUUGGCUCAAGAAUCCAGCACUCAGAUGUCCCCAGCUUUGCCACCGCUCCUUUCUUCUACAUGCCCCAGCAGGUGGCCUACACACUGCUGUGGCCCCUAAGGGACUUAGACACAGGUGGUAAGUCAGCUGCCUGCAUACCCCCCAGAGGAUGGGCCCUGGGUGGGCCUCCUACGACCCCCACUGAUGGGCACGCGUGUCUUGGCACAGAGGAGGUGACCCGGGACUUUGCCUACGGAGAGGCAGACCCUCUGAUCCGGAAAUGCAUGCUGCUGCCCUGGGCCCCCGCUGACAUGCUGGACCUCAGGUCCUCUACGCCUGAGCCUCCUGCCGAGUACUAUCAGGCCAUUUUGAAGGAAAACAAGGAGAAACUGCCACUCGCCAUUAGCCCAGUGUCACAACGCCAGGGCCACAUCUUCAGAGUCCACACCGACAUGCAACAGGUGCUCUGCCACCUCACCCACCCACGUUUCGCCUUUACUGAAAGCGAGGCCGACUCGGACAUCCUCUACCACUUCUCGCAUUUCAAGGACUACAGGAAGCUCAGCGAAGAGAGGCCGCAGGUGCUGCUGAACCAAUUCCCCUGUGAGAACCUGCUGACUGUUAAGGAUUGUCUGGCUUCCAUUGCUCGACGGGCUGGCGGUCCUGAGGGUCCCCCCUGGCUGCCCCGAACCUUCAAUCUGCUCACUGAGCUGCCCCAGUUUGUCAGCUGUUUCCAGCACCGGGAGAGGCGGGGUGAUGACAAUCACUGGAUCUGCAAGCCCUGGAACCUGGCCCGCAGCCUGGACACUCAUGUCACCAACAACCUCCACAGCAUCAUUCGCCACCGAGAGAGUACCCCCAAGGUUGUGUCCAAGUACAUUGAAAGUCCCGUCUUGUUCCUCCGAGAAGAUGUGGGGACCGUCAAGUUUGACAUCCGCUACGUCGUGCUGCUGCGUUCAGUGAAGCCACUGAGGCUGUGUGUUUACGAUGUGUUCUGGCUGCGCUUCUCCAACCGGCCCUUCGCCCUCAAUGACUUAGACGACUAUGAGAAGCAUUUCACCGUCAUGAACUAUGACCUGGAUGUGGUGCUGAAGCAGGUGCACUAUAAUGAGUUCAUCCCCCAGUUUGAGAAGCAGUACCCAGAGUUCCCCUGGAAUGGUGUCCAGGCUGAGAUCUUCAAGGCCUUCACAGAGCUGUUCCAAGUGGCCUGUGCCAAGCCACCGCCCAUGGGUCUCUGUGACUACCCCUCAUCUCGGGCCAUCUAUGCUAUUGACCUCAUGCUCAAGUGGGACAGCCAUCCAGAUGGUAAGGGGACUUGCCACACCAGAACCCUCUAGCCGAUC
This is a messenger RNA of Acomys russatus (golden spiny mouse), 1969 nucleotides long. It is a transcript of the gene Ttll12, whose product is annotated as tubulin tyrosine ligase like 12. Lineage: Eukaryota; Metazoa; Chordata; Mammalia; Rodentia; Muridae. The coding region runs from base 74 to 1963 and encodes 629 amino acids. The record is from RefSeq and is a predicted model, not a curated record. The transcript is spliced from 12 exons. Gene Ontology annotation, biological process: protein modification process.